Molecule: messenger RNA, 1297 nt
Organism: Chenopodium quinoa (quinoa)
Lineage: Eukaryota; Viridiplantae; Streptophyta; Magnoliopsida; Caryophyllales; Amaranthaceae
Product: protein cornichon homolog 1-like
Exons: 5
Coding region: 221-670 (149 amino acids)
Biological process (GO): vesicle-mediated transport
Source: RefSeq, a predicted model, not a curated record
CGGUAGACAAUAGCCGAACUUUUCGACAUGAAUAAUGAUGACAUUUCCAGACAAUUGCAGCGGGCAAACACUAUUUCCCACUGCAUUUCUUUUCCCAUAUUCCUCCGCUCACUUUCCCUUUAUUUUUUCUUCCCUGCAACUUUUCUCUCUCUUCCCUAUCUCUUCAAUUCUGCAACUCUAGGUUAAACUCAAUUAAGGUUAUCAAAUCUUCCCUAAAACAAUGCAUUGGGACUUAAUCUUAUGGCUAAUUGCCUUAGCCUCCAACAUCGCCCUCCUCAUUCUCCUAAUUUACCAGUUGAUUUGUUUGUCGGAUUUGGAGGCUGAUUAUAUGAAUCCAUAUGAGACGGCGUCGAAUAUCAAUUCUUUGGUUUUACCAGAGUUUGGAUUGCAGGCAGCUUUUUCUGCUCUUUUUCUUGUUACUGGCCAUUUCUUGAUGUUUUUUGUCACACUUCCUGUUGUCAUUUAUCAUGCUAGAUUGUUUACUAGGGGAGAGCAUCUUGUAGAUGUGACAGAGAUUUUCAGAGCACUUAGUGUUGAGAAGAAACAUCGGUUUCUAAAGCUUUGCGUUUACCUAUUAUUUUUCUUCUUGGUCAUUUUCAGGCUUGUGAUAGCUAUAUAUAAUUCUUUAGCGGAUGAAGAUGAAGCAUUACAUGGAUUUUGGGUGUUCUAGAUCACCAAGGUUUAAUCUCCUAUUAACUGUUUUCCCUUUUUUGACCUUGGGCUGUAAACCAUCAAUUUUGAGCUCCAUCAUCCUCAGUAAGUGAAGGGACUAGUGAAGGAGGAGCGUGUCAUUGAUCAUGGCCACUGAAACUGUCUAAGUGAUGAUGCCUUUACAUGUCAUGUUGCAAAGAUGAUUUCACUAUCUGUGGAGUUGGAAUCUAGCAUCAAAGUUGCUUAUGUUGUCUAAGAUGCCCUUUUUAGUUUGGGUAUAAAGGUUGUACGAGAAAGGCUGUCAUUAGGUUGUUCCAGUAAUCGUGUUUGUCAAUGCGACACGUUUUUAUCCUUGUUGAUUUGAUAGUUAUAGCCUUUAGUUGUGAGGUAGGAUGAACGAUGUUGAAACCGAACUAGAGCAUAAAGUUGGGGCUCGAAAGCCGAAAGAUUUCAUAGAAGAUGUAUAUUGUGGACCAAAAGGGGCUUCUUUGUUAUCCAAAACCUUUUUUUUAGGGGCUGACAUUAGAAUCUAAGGUUCUAAGUGAAGUGAGGUAGGCAAUGGGGGGAAGAAUAGAUGUGACAUUCUUGUGCAACUCCCAUGUGCUGCUGUGUCCAGUUUAUCAUAAGUUGAUGAUUUUUAAUUCUA